AUGAUAAAUAAAGUAUUGAUCACCUCUUCAUCAAGAGUGAGCUUGCUAUGGAGGUUUGGAACCAUUUUGAUCGCCUUUUCUCAAUCUAGUAAGAGGGGUUGGUUAAAAGAGAUGGAUUCCUUUCUUCAAUGCAUUCCACCGGGGCGACUAGGGUACCUUUUUUCUAAGAUACGUUCAUUCAAGCUCAAGCCAACUUCUAUUAGUUCAGUCGGAAGGCAAGGGUCCAGUCUAUCAAUCCAUUCAAGUUAUUGGGGCAUUUCUGCAUUGGUUGAGUGCCUAGUAGGGGAAUCGGUUUCAUCUGCUACGCUUUAUGCGCCUGGUUUUCUGGCCAAUCCUGUUAGAUGA
Molecule: messenger RNA, 345 nt
Organism: Nicotiana tabacum (common tobacco)
Lineage: Eukaryota; Viridiplantae; Streptophyta; Magnoliopsida; Solanales; Solanaceae
Source: the annotation of a RefSeq genome assembly